This is a messenger RNA of Galeopterus variegatus (Sunda flying lemur), 1562 nucleotides long. RefSeq names its product methyltransferase like 20 (gene ETFBKMT). Gene Ontology annotation, biological process: peptidyl-lysine trimethylation. NCBI's taxonomy places the organism in Eukaryota, Metazoa, Chordata, Mammalia, Dermoptera, Cynocephalidae. Gene Ontology annotation, molecular function: protein-lysine N-methyltransferase activity. The record is from RefSeq and is a predicted model, not a curated record. Gene Ontology annotation, cellular component: mitochondrial matrix. The coding region runs from base 205 to 993 and encodes 262 amino acids. The transcript has 4 exons.
GGUUGCAAAGAAUGCACGAAAAGAGUCGCGAGGGCGAGUGGCGCACGUGCCCUGUGCUUUACUUCCGGGUGUGGUGUCAGCAAAGCCAGAAAUCAGAGAUUCCAGCUGAGAUCAAGUCCGGAGACAAACCCUUGUUUUUUCCCCUUGAGGAGCAGCCCUUAUCAACAGCAACACUGACAGAACUUGUGUUUUGGAAAAGGACUGAUGGCUUUGAGCCUAGGUUGGAAAGUUCCCAGGAAUUGCUAUGGUCUCCUUCAGAAGGCUGCAAGAAGCAGUGGUUUUCCUGUGUUUCCCUGGGGCCACUGUUCCUGGACAGGAGCUGGAAGCUUUUUGGACCCUGAGAUAAAAGUUUUCCUGGAGGAGAACACUGAAGUUACCAGCAGUGGCAGCCUCACACCUGAAAUCCAGUUGCGACUUUUGACCCCCAGAUGCAAGUUCUGGUGGGAAAGAGCUGACCUGUGGCCCCACGGUGAUCCUUACUGGGCAAUCUACUGGCCAGGAGGCCAAGCCCUGUCUAGGUAUCUUUUGGAUAAUCCUGAUGUUGUCAGAGGAAAAUCUGUAUUAGAUCUUGGGAGUGGAUGUGGAGCUACAGCUAUUGCUGCUAAGAUGAAUGGGGCAUCAAAGAUCUUGGCCAACGACAUAGACCCUAUUGCAGGAAUGGCUAUUACACUAAAUUGUGAAUUGAACCGACUGAAUCCUUUUCCCAUUUUAAUCAAAAAUAUUUUGAGUUUGGAACAAAGUAAGUGGGACCUUGUUGUUCUUGGAGAUAUGUUUUAUGAUGAAAACCUCGCAGAUAGUCUUCAUCAGUGGCUGAAGAAUUGCUGUUGGACCUUUGGAACUCGAGUGCUGAUUGGUGACCCUGGACGGCCCCAGUUCAGUAGACACAGCAUCCAGCAUCAACUGCACAAAGUGGUAGAAUAUUCACUUCCAGAGCCUACUAGGCAGGAAAACAAUGGACUGACAACAAGCACAGUGUGGGAUUUUCAGCCUUGAGUUGUCAAAGUGCUUCCAAACAUGAAUAUAGUUAUGUUUGGAUUUAACCCUGAAAGUUGUCUCCAUAGUUGUCUCCAGCUUAAAGAAUGCAAUUCCUGUUAAAUGGCAAAUUUUGUUUCCAAAAUAUGAAGGUUUAAAGUUUUGUCAGCCUUUGUCAUGUAACUAGUUCUGCAUUUCUGUGCAUGCCAUAGAAAAAUGCAUAGAAAUAUUCUGGAAUUUUUUUUCUAGUUUUACUGCUGUAGGAGUAUGAUUUUAGAAUGCAAUACCCAAUGGUGGUAAAAUGUAAUUUAAGUAGUGGAGAGGAAUUAGAUGUUGUAGCAGAAACCCUUUCUAUAGUUGAGGACAAUUGUCAUGUAUCUUUGAAUUAAACAAACAGAAUACAAAGUAUAGAAGAAUACUGUAUUUAAAAAUAUUAUGAGUAAAGAUCAGAGAUGCAGUUAAUAUGAUACUGAGUACAUGGGCUUUGGAGUCAGGUGACUGUCACUUUCUAGCUGGGGUUUUGGACUAGUUAAACUUUCCAAGCUUUAAUUUCCUCAUCUAUAAAAUAGUAAUAAAACUCUAUAAAUCUA